Messenger RNA from Phalacrocorax carbo (great cormorant), 2005 nucleotides. Lineage: Eukaryota; Metazoa; Chordata; Aves; Suliformes; Phalacrocoracidae. The record is from RefSeq and is a predicted model, not a curated record.
UUGCUCUUUUCUAUCCCUAAAGGAAAAGAGGGGCGUGUGGGGAGGCGCCUUCCCCGCCUCCCUCUCUCUGUGCCUCACUGCCUUUGGGGGAACCCUCCCCUGUCUGAGCUCGGGGCCGGCUGCUGGGACCCUCUGCUCACCUCGCAUCCUCCUUCAGGGCUCAAGGAGGGCUUUUAAAUGAGCUGUUCUGAGUGGGAACACGGGGCUCUCCAUUGCGACUGUCGUGGAAGGUUUCUCAGAUUCUUGUCCUUGUACUACUAAAAUUAUCCCUAACUAAAGAUGCAUCCAGACCUGUCUCCUCAUCUGCACAGUGAAGAAUGUAACCUAGUUAUCAGUCUGCUCAAGAAGUGUCACAAGGAGCACAACAUUUUGAAAUUUUUUGGCCACUGCAAUGACAUUGACCGUGAGAUGCGGAAGUGCUUAAAGAAGGAGUAUGAAGAAAACAGGGCCAGGAACCAGGCGAUACGACGGAAGCUAAUUGAUGCUCGCAAAAACUCAGAGAAGUGAGCUGUGCUGCAGUUGAACAGCUGCGUCUCAACAGGGACGCUCGGUUGAAAGUUGACAGAAUACUUAUUCCACAUCACCAGUGCUCAGCCUGCGGUUUGUGAAAUGGUGAAAAAAUAAACGCACCUAAAACAUUCUCAUUCCCAGCAAGGCAAACAUUGUGGAAAAAAAUAAAUAUAACAAAUGAUCACUCACAACUUAACUUAAUUUUUGACCUCUAAAAGAAAACUAUUAUGGCAAGUUUUUGUUCUGGCAUUGUUUUGUUAUGAUUGUUAGGUAAUGAGGAAUCAGUGUGUGCGGAAUAUUGUGUUCAAGGCUGCUCUAUUCCCUACCGUGUGUUGAGCUGCAUUUAUUUCUUUGUGUUUGGCAGUUUUUCUUUCAUGUUUUUUUUUUUCUUUUCUUCUUGCAAAACACUGCAUGACUUUUCCAUCACUCUUUGUAAUGUUGUGAUAACACUGCUUAAAUGAAUUAGCAAAAAGAAAUUUUAAACAGAUGUGGCUUGAAAUUGGAAAUUGCCUAUCAAGUAAUAAUUGGCGUUCUAGUAUUUUUAUUGGAGCUAAAAUGAUGAAACUACCAUCCUCCACUGAGAAGAUUAAAAAUCUUUCCUGCCAACCAUAUGUACAGUGUAGACUGUUGUAAGACAAUUUGUUCAUCAUACCCAAAGCAAGCGGCUUUAAAAAUUCAGAAUGGAACAUUUCCAGGGACUUACAAAGCAUUGCCUUGAUUUUUGUUGAGUACAAUCAACGUGUGCUGAGUGGUUUUUGAAGAGGAGUGCUGCCAAAAAUACAAGCUAAAUAGUUCUUCCACAUACUCAGGUACAAAGACGAAGUCAAGUUAUGACAACUGUUGUUGAAGGAAAGUUCACACUGAAGUGAAACAAAGCGUAACUUGCCUUUCUGUUCAAGUCAACUAGUAUUGUGCUAACCAGGUUGCCUUGUUAGCCUACAAGAGCUGUUGUUUUGCUAUCAAACUGCAGAAAGUCCUCAACAAGUCUCUGAAUUCAGAAGGUUUGAUAUUAAAACCUGUGUUGGUUUGUGCGGUGAUGGAGCUGCUUCACUGGGUGUCUGCUGGAUUCACCUUAUUUUUAAAUGACUUUUCUGUUCUGCCUAGCAACAAAAGACUAUCUAAAAAAAUAAAUUUUACUGAGCCAAAUAUACUAAGUGUCUUGAACCUUUUGAAGAAAGGGUGCCUAGGCUACAAUGAAUGCUCCAGUUUGUUGUAAGAACCAUUGUUGACACUCGAUCUUGAAAUUAGUACAUGUACCUGUUUUUGGAAGAAAGCUGUAUUUUGUGAUCUAUUUUGAAAGAUUAAUUACACAGAAUAAUUUUACUUAUUUUUCAGUACCUGGAUGGACCCAGUUAAAUUGGUAAAACUUAACCGCAAAGGUUUUCAGUGAAAGUUCGAAGAGAAGCUGAAGCAAUUUUUUUCUGCAUCAUGCUGUCAGCUUUCUUAGAACAUGUAAAUGAUACAUUAUUUGAAUUAAAUACUUGAGUGGUUGGAA